Molecule: messenger RNA, 420 nt
Organism: Penicillium angulare
Lineage: Eukaryota; Fungi; Ascomycota; Eurotiomycetes; Eurotiales; Aspergillaceae
Exons: 2
Coding region: 1-420 (139 amino acids)
Source: RefSeq, a predicted model, not a curated record
AUGGAUCAUCAGAAUUUACAUCGGGAUGCCCUUCGAACAAUCACGUCCCUAAACACGCGAGCCAUCCGAGCCGAACGUAUUCUCUCAAGAUAUGAAGAAGAGUUUGCUACGUUACAAGCUUCGUUCAACCAAGCCAAGGUUGACAUACAAGAGACAGCCAGAGUGAUGGAGCUUCUUUAUGAGACCAACCGUGUACUGAGGGAUGUAGUGACAUGCUUAGUCAAACAGCGGGAUGUCACGCCGGACAGCGAGAUCCUGAAAUGCUCCGAUAGACUGUUGAAUAUUCUGGCUCAACAAGUCCGAAGAGAUGUGCCGGACACUUCUACUGAAGCAUGCAUAAAGCCUCGUGAGACUGGUGCGACAGUUUUCAAGGGCCGGGCAAAUCGAUAUGAAGGCAGCCAAUUCUUUGGCAGAUUUUAG